GUGUGGUGAGGACGGUGGUGGUGCUGGACCGGGAGGCGGCGCGUGGCUACUGGUUGACUGUGGUGGUGGGCGACGGCGGUGCUGUGCCUCUUACCGACACUUGUCAUGUGUACGUGGAGGUGGAGGACGUGAACGACCACAUCCCCCAGACGGAGGAACCGUCGUAUCACACGUACGUGGCUGAGAACUCCCCGCCCGACACCUCAGUCAUCACCCUUAAGGCCAUGGACGGGGACCUGGCGCCCUCUAACCUCUCGCUCGCCAUCACAAAGGGCAACAAGCUCGCUCACUUCAAGAUUAACCCCCACACAGGUGUUGUAAGCACACUAUGGCCGCUGGACCGGGAGGAACAGGCAGAGUACGAGCUAUGGGUGACGGUGAGUGACGGGCAGCUCUCCUCCGUCACGCCUGUCUUCAUCACCGUCAGUGACGUCAAUGACAACGCCCCAGAGUUCGUGGAGGGACUUUACCGCGUCACCGUCCCCGCCCGGAGCAAGACCAGGAAGCGGGAGGCCAUGUUCAGGCCCGACCCUGUGGACGAUGGUAGUGAGUCGGUAUGGGCGUGGGGAGACUGGGUGUCCUUCACGCCCACACAGAUCACCGCCCACGACGACGCCUUGUUCAGGGUGUUCGCCAGGGACGCAGACGCUGGCAUGAACGGCGACAUCGACUACAGCAUCAAGUCGGGCAAGGGCAAGAAAGGUCGCUUCAAGAUCCACCCAAAAACUGGUCAAGUGUACACCAAUAAGGCCUUCACACAUGACAUGAUCUUCAACCUCAUGAUCCAGGCCCAAGACAACGGACGUCCACAGAUGAGCGCCACAACGAGGGUGUUGGUGCGUGUUGCAGACGUCCCCGAGACCUCCGACCAUCCGCCCGUCCUGCCCACGCCCGCUCCCGCCCAUGUUAUGGAGACGGACCCACCUGGCCACGUAGUGUCGUUUGUCACAGCCCACGAUCCAGACAACGACACCUUGUGGUACUACAUUACAGAGGGGGACGAGAGCGGGAGGUUCAGCAUGGGUGUGGACACUGGCCUGGUGAGUCUGGCCCGUCGCCUCGACCAUGAAGACCAGUACCACUACACGCUGACCGUUGCUGCCACCGAUGGCGUCCAUACCACUACUGCCAAGCUGGUUGUGGAGGUGAUGGACGCCAACGACCACCGGCCAGUGUUCAGUGCCAGGGUGUACGAGGCCAGCGUCAGCGAGGCCGUCGCUCCUGGCACUACCGUCCUUGCCCUCCAGUGUCGUGACAUGGACCAGUCUCCUUCCACCGCCUCCGCCGUCUACUUCUCCCUCCACCACGCCCAGUCCCUCGCCUCCCACGGCCUCUUCACUAUCGACUCCACCGUCGGGGACCUCAUCGUUGCCGAGCCCCUCGACAGGGAGGUGACAGGGGUGCACGAACUGACGGUGAGCUGUCGGGACAGAGGGAGGAGAGAGAACGCCGACUUCGCCCGAGUGUUGGUGACUGUCACUGACCACAAUGACCACGACCCUGCCUUCCUGGAGACCAUGAUCGUUGCCAAGGUGAGCACUGGAUCGGCCGCGGGAACUGCGGUCACGCGCGUGUUGGCACUCGACCACGAUAAGGGCGACAACGGCAGACUCUCCUACUCCAUCGACGAGGGUAACGCUGGUGGCAUCUUCAGCGUAGAUUCGUCUUUAGGUGUGAUCAGCCUAACGAGGCCCCUCAUAGACUCAGAACCCUCAGAAUAUCUGCUGCUGGUACGGGCCAUGGACCAUGGCAGCCAGGCCCGCGCCGCCUCCGUUCCUGUCAGGGUUAUUGUCACAUCGUCGCCCCAAGCCCCGCCCUCCUGGCAAAGGGAGGAUACGUCCCAGGUGGUCGAGGUGGGUGAAUGGUUGGUUGUGGGGUCAGCCGUGGCGCGCCUCACAGCCUCCUCGCCCUCCUCCCUCCACUACACUCUGACAGGUGGCAACGACGAGGGCGUGUUCAUGGUAAGCCCUGCCUCGGGUGUGGUCAGCUUGGCGGCUCCAUUGGACUACGAGGCCGCAGCUUGGUACAAUCUUACUGUCACCGCCACCAACCUGGCCGGGGUAUCCCGCAGUACAUGGCUAGGGGUGACGGUGCUAGACGAGAACGACUGGUGGCCGGAGUGGGACCGUCUGGUCUACCAGGGCACUGUCCUUCAGACCGCCACCAUACAUGCUCCCGUCUUGGCCGCCCACGCCCACGACCCCGCUCCUCUCACCGUGACCGCCCACGACCGUGACCAAGGCUACAACGGCCGGGUCACUUACACCAUCGUCGAGAAGGAUAUUCUCAAGUAUUUUUCUAUCGACCAAUUCACAGGAGCUGUGUGGGUGUCGGGGCGCCUUGACGAGGUGACAGGUAAGACUUUGGAGUUCAAUGUGUGGGCCAGUGACGGCGGUGACCCCCGGCGGGAGUGUGUCGCUCCUGCUCCGGUGGUUGUCACUGUCAGAAGUGUCAAGAUUGAGCCUUUAGCUUUCUCACAGCCUCACUACAGCGCUGGCCUCUACCUGCCCACCUUCCCUGGCGUGAGGGUGUUGUGUUUGGCCCAGAUGGAGGAAGUACAACAUAACGGAGAGACUGACUGGUCCCACAUUAAGUAUUCCAUAGUCGAUGGGGAUGAAACUAAACGAUUUGGGUUUGACAGUGAAAGCAGGUGUUUAUGUGUACGUGAUCAGUUGAAUCUAAAGACCCACUACAACCUGACGCUGAAGGCCACAGAUGGAUCCAUGACAUCGACAGCUACAGCUGAGGUAAUAGUGCAAGACGCCCCCCUGUCCACGCUGGUGUUCACACAAAACGAGUAUUGGGCCAAUGUCUUCGAGAACUCCACGAAAGAAAUAAAUGUGGUGUCCCUGGGCGUGAGGGGCCUCUCGCUGAACCACCACAUUCACUACUCUAUCCUCAACCCUACCGAGAACUUCGAGAUACGCCCCACUGCCGGGGUCAUCAAGACUACAGGGAAGCCUUUCGACCGCGAGGCCAAGGACCACUACACACUGGUUGUCCAGGCGAGUGAUGAGGAGGAAAUAGGAAACGUGGCGCACGUCUUGGUACGCGUCGCCGUGAUGGAUGUCAAUGACAACGAGCCAGUGUUCCUCAACCAGCCUUACUACGCUCUCGUCUCCACCAGUGCUCCCCGGGGACAUGUCGUCACCAAGGUGCGAGCAAUAGACGCCGACGCUGGUGAGUUUGGUAGUGUGAGGUACGAGUUGGUGCGCGGUAGUGGGGAGCUCUUCUCUGUCAACAAGAAGACAGGUGAGAUCUCUCUGAAGCAGUCGCUUAUGGUGGCCGACAAAACCUACAGUCUCACCGUCGCCGCCUACGAUGGGGGAAAGCAGCCGCUUAGCUCCCAGGCUCACGUUUUAAUACGGGUGGUAUCAGCCGAGGGCCCAAUGUUCACCUCCGCCCGCUAUUUUGGGACCGUGCCUGAGGACGCGCCCCAGGGGACACCCGUCACCAGGGUGGAAGCCGCUAGUCCCUCCGGAGAACCAAUUAUGUACACCAUCGUUGCUGGCAACAUCAACGAGGAGUUUGCCCUCGACUACUCCACAGGUGACAAGGCUGUGGAAUCUUCUUGUGUGAUCCAGACCACAGCCUCACUGGACUACGAGGCCGCUCAUGCCCACAACCUGACGGUGCGGGCGAGGGAUCCCGUGACGGGCGGCCACACAGACGCGCAUAUCACCGUCACCGUCACAGAUGUCAACGACAACCCCCCAGAGUUCACGAGCCACGUGUUCAAGGGCAGUGUAUCGGAGGCCGCCCCGCCUGGCCAAGCCAUCGUCCAGGUGUCAGCGACUGACGUGGACACGGGCACGGGCGGUGUGGUGAUGUACUCCUGUAGAUCCGGGUGUGAGGUGUUCGACGUGCGAGGCGAGGACGGCCUGGUGACGCUAACGGGACAACUGGAUGCGGAGACGCAGCCACAGCACCACCUUACUGUGGUGGCCACGGAUGCUGGCCUACCACAGCUCUCAUCUACCGCUACAGUCAUUGUUAACGUGGUGGACUUUAACGACAACCCUCCCGCCUGGCGUCAGGACAGCUACUCCUGCCGAGUGUCCGCUGAAGCACAGCCAGGUCAUGUUGUGUCCGCCAUGUCCGCCCAUGACCCAGACACUGGCCAGGUCACGCCUCUCCACUACGCCAUACACUCAGGUGAUAGAGAAGGAAUCUUCAAGAUGGACUCAAUCACAGGGCUGCUGACGGUGACGGCUCCGCACAAGCUGGAGAAUGUUACCUCCUUGAACCUCAACAUGUCUGUGAGCGACGGUGUGCACGUCGCCUUCACUGGGCUUCACCUGGCCGUCGUGCCCUCCAAUCAUCACACACCAAGGUUCCUGCGAACUCUGUAUGAGGGGCGCGUGGACGAGAACUCAGCCCCGGGCCAGCUGGUCCUCACCCUUCAGGCCCAAGACCCCGACGCGGGAGGCUUUGGGGCCCUUCAGUAUCACAUUCUCCAUCAGACGACGGAGGGCACUUUCAAGAUAGAUAAAGAGGGUAACAUAUACACGGAGAGCCCACUGGACCGCGAGGCCACCAGCUUGCAUAACUUAAGGGUGUCGGUGACGGACGAGGGUGGGCGAGCCAACUUCGUGGUGGUGCGUGUGUCCGUCCGUGAUAAGAACGACAACGCUCCCCAGUUCACGCUGCCAGAGUACCAGGCCAACAUCAACACCGACGUGGCCCCCGGCACUACCAUACUGAAGGUUGAGGCGAGCGACGCAGACGAGGGCUUGAACAGCGAGGUGCAGUACCACAUGUACGAGGCCAACAGCUCCGAGGCCCUCACACUUUUCAAGGUUGACCCAUCCUCUGGUCAGGUCACCCUCGCCCUCAGUGCCCAAGGUCGAGAGAACGAGGUGUACCAGUUCUUCAUCCGCGGUGAGGAUCGUGGGUCUCCACGCCACCACAGUGACGUGCCCGUCACCAUCUUCCUCCUGUCCACAAAUGAUCGAUCUCCAUACUGUGCCAGACAGUAUGCCCAGUUCUUUCUCACUGAAGACGCCCCAGUUGGUACUGUAAUAACGUCAUUGUGGAUGGAGGGGCCGCAGACGGUGCAGUACUCCAUCCUGGCAGACGAAGCAACAGAGAGACAGGUGGAGGUCACGGGGGGCUCCCACCAGAUUUCUGGAGCUUUUGCUGUGACACCGACUGGGCUGGUUGUGGUGCGACGCGCCCUGGACCAUGAGCGGCGACGCAUCCACCGCAUCACGGUCACCAACCACACGCUCUCCACACCCCCAGCUCUUGACUAUAUGACCAUCUCUGUUGUGGUGAUGGACGUGAACGACUGCUCGCCAAGGUUCUCGUCGACGACCUACGAGGCAAUAGCUGCAGAGAACAGCGAGGUGGGCGCCGUCAUCACCAUCCUUAUGGCUACCGAUGACGAUGAUGGCAACAAUGGUCAGGUCCAGUACAGUCUCAGUUCCGGUGAAGAUGUCACUGUGAGGUCAACAUUCCGUAUUGACCCACACUCGGGGGCAGUGACCCUAGCGGCUCCACUAGACAGGGAGUCCAUGGCUAGGUACUCCUUCACCGUAGUGGCUACCGACGGGGGCCCCAAGCCACUCUCCACCUCGGCAAGGGUCACCGUGUUAGUCAAGGACUACAACGACAACCCGCCAGUGUUCACCAGAGAUACCUACGUCACUGCCGUGCCCGAGGACACGGGGACGGGCACGGCGGUGGUGGAGCUGAGUGUGGUGGACGCUGACGAGACGCCCUCCCAGCUGGACUACUUCGUUACUGGCGGUGACUCCGACGGUCAUUUUCUCGUCCACACUUCUGGACAGGUGUAUGUGGCCGCGGCUCUGGACCGGGAGAGACAGGCGGAGUACACCCUCACUGUCACCGCCACCGACGGCAAGUUUACCGCUAACACCACCGUCACCGUCACCGUCAUAGACGUCAACGACAACGGACCAGUGUGUAAGGAGCCAGUGUACAGGCGCGAGGUGUCUGAAGGCGUGGCGCUGGGCACACACGUGGCCUCAGUCGUGGCCUGGGACGCUGACGAAGGUACAGCAGCACGCAGCAGAUACACGCUCACUGGCGACGGUGCUCAACACUUCAGCAUCGACCAGCUAAGUGGACACGUCGCCACAGCCGUCCAGCUGGACCGAGAGAACAGAGACUACUACUACCUCACGGUUCCUCAGCCCCUGUCCCUGUACAUGUUUCAUAAAGGUCGCAUGUCAACACUGCACCUGCCUCUCCAACUAACUGAAACAGCUAUUGAGAUCAACGAGCACCUCACGACGCUUCGAGUUCCUCUGAAUCACUCACGUCAUGUCUUUUUCAUCAGUGCAUAUACCUCAACACUGGAUGAAGAGGGUGACAUCAAGGAGGCCUUUUAUGCUGACUUCGACGGCAUGCUAUCUCUAUCACCAAAGAAGACAAGAUUGUGCUCCAUGGGCAUCAUUGAUAAGCAUGAGAAAUCAGAGCGGUCCCGUCUUGGUGCCUAUGGGACGCCACAGGACUCCGGCAAUCCUGAGAUGUUUCGUCGCCUCUAUGUCAUCCAUACAUAA
This is a messenger RNA of Homarus americanus (American lobster), 6527 nucleotides long. RefSeq names its product protocadherin Fat 1-like. The annotation marks the transcript as partial. Gene Ontology annotation, molecular function: calcium ion binding. NCBI's taxonomy places the organism in Eukaryota, Metazoa, Arthropoda, Malacostraca, Decapoda, Nephropidae. Gene Ontology annotation, cellular component: plasma membrane. Gene Ontology annotation, biological process: homophilic cell-cell adhesion. The transcript is spliced from 35 exons. The record is from RefSeq and is a predicted model, not a curated record.